GCCCUCUAUAUGACUACACCAGUAGUAGUAGUCAUCCUCUUAUGAAUCAUCUAUUGUUGUGAUUGUAUUGUAUUGUUGUUGUAGUUAUCAAUCAAUUAAUUUGUUUAGUGAUGCCUUUGGGCGCCACCGUUGUUGCCGUGACAAUGAUGGCCAACCCGUGACCCGAUCACUGGACCCGCCACUGACCACUUGAACUAUCAGUGUGUCUUAUAUUCUGUGAAGAAGAUAUCCAUCAUCCAGUUAUCUUGUGGUUGACAUUGUUUUUUAAUUAAAAGGUAUAACUUGUCGUAAUUAUCACCCGAUUUUGGAUCAAAUUUGUCAUGAAUUGUAUGUCGAAAUAUUUGCCAUUACUUUACGUUUUUUUUAAAGAAAAGUUUUAUUUUAUGAAAUCAAUGGGUUUUUUAAGUUAAUAACUAAAUUAUUUGCACACAAAUGAUAUGCCAUUUGAAUAAAUGAAUGAUUGAUUGAAUUUAAAUAAAUAAAAUGUUUGAAUGGAAAUGAUCGGCGAAUCCAUUGAAGAGCCAACACUUUUGGGAUCCAUUGGAAACAAUGGAUCCAUUGAUUGGCAAAAACGAUGUAUUGAUUUGGAAAUAUCAUUACAGCAAUUGGCGUCGCAUUCAAACAAAGUAAGACACGUCUUCGUCAACAAGAUUGCAGAUCUGGAGUGUCGUCUAAAAGAGGCCCUCAAGAAGGCCGAAGAUUCUGAACACAAGUAUUGCUCAAUAAUUGAAUCGCUUCUGAAUGAAAGCAAUCGAAAACACAAAAAGAAGACAGAAAUGGAAGAAUCGACACCAGAAUUGUCGCAAUUGAAACACGCAAUGGAAGAGAAAGAGAAAGUAAUCAGCGAUUUGGAGGUAAAGAUUGAAGAACAGAAAAAACUGCGACUCAGAGAUGCAAAACAAGUGGAAGAAAAGGCUACGAAAAUCAAGGAAUGGGUGUCACUUAAGCUGAAAGAAUUGGAGGAACAAAACAAUUGUCUUCGAAAGCAGAACAGGAAAUGCAAUGAAGAGUUACAGUUCUUUAAACAGCAUUUACACACCGCUAGUCCCGAAACCCGACGCAAACUCGAGUUUGUUUUGAAACAAUAUUCGGAUCAAAGUAGUAUCAGUUAUGCCAACAAUAGAUUAUACGCGUAUCAUAACGCAACUACAUUCUCGACAAAAGAAGAAUUCAAAGACAGACUAUCGAAACGAGAAUUAUAUUCCACAGAACGCGACACUAAUUACUCGAAUAACUCUUCAGAUGACGAAGGCUUUAGUCAUUCCGGUAGUCAACGGUUUAGUCGGUCGUCGCGACCACAGAAACCAAUACCUCAGCCGAGAACCCGAAUUCCUGUCGGAAAGAAUGAUUUGAGUUCAUUAGAUUUGAAUCCAUUGAUCUGUUAUGCCAGUCGUUCAUCAAAUUCUUUGACCUAUUUUUCACGGGCCGGUAGUUUAGACAGAAAAUUAGCUGAUAUGAAGAGAUUGAAUUUCAAUGAACUGAAGAAAAAGAAGAAUGUCUUCGCUGCCAAUGAAGUACACGACUAUUCAGAUAUCUAUACGCCAUCUAAGGAAGCAAAAGCUUUUCUUCUGAAAGAUUUUGAAUCAUCAAAUCAAAGACCGCCAACACCUCCACUACAUCGUUGUCCAUCGUGGGAGUCGCGUAUCUAUCAAAUUGCAAGCACUGGUAUCCCGAGUGCCAACUCAAACAAUUCGACGCCAAAUCAUUCCAUUCGUUUAGCGUCAAGAAAUCCAAAUAAAUACCAACAAAAUUAUUCGCCGAAAACAAUACUCAAUGAAUAUAAUGUACCGGUUUUUGCAACAGUUAAAGGAAGAGCUUCAAGAAUCAGAUCAAUUCCUUUUACUGAUGAUUCGUCUGAUUCAUCCGAUAAUGAGACUGAUGUACGCAUAACUACCACAACUAUUACAACGGGCACCACUUCUUCGAGUGGUCACGAAAGCGAUCUUUUUGUAACUCCAGCGCACACUUUGAACAGAGAUAUAACAGUCAAUUCCAAUUUGUCCGAAGAUUAUGCUUUACCUCCCGAUGCAGUCCUGUCCGCAUCAAUGGAUGUCAUUACACUGAACGACGCACCACCAGAAGUACGGGCUCCUAAAAGAUUUAGUUCACUUCAGAGACCGACUUCUAUUAUUAGAGACGAGAAGCAGACGUUGAAUGAUAUCUUUGAAAAGAGCGGUUAUCUAACAAAAUUAGGCGGAAGACUAAAAACAUGGAGAAGACGUUGGUUUGUACUAAAAGACAAUGUUCUUUCUUACUAUAGAAGUCAAAGCGAUGCCAAUAAAGGUAAACCUCGAGGUCAGAUACAUCUGGAAAAGUCGUGUCGCAUAACGACAACUAGAGAUUCGGGAACAUUUCAAAUACAUACCGGCAAUAAAAAGAAAAUAUAUUAUCUCACAUCAGAUUCGAUGAUUACUCUCGAAGAAUGGAUAAGAAUUUUAAAUAGUGUUCUAAAAAGAAAUGCUGUUUUCCAUAUCAAUGACGACCAGAAGCCGACAAUCGAAGGCUUUGUGACAAAAGUAAAAUCCGGACAUUCAAAGAGGUGUUGGUGUGCACUCUAUGGCAGAUAUUUGUUUUAUUUCAAGUCUCCAAACGAUAAGAUUCCCGUAAAUAAAGUUGAUUUGAAAUCGGCAAAAGUCGAAGAAGUGGAAAACGUGUCCGACUCGGACAAUGAGGACACAGAAGAUCCAUUAAUUCAAAAUCGACAAAUUAAUUAUACUAUUUCGAUAUUUCCGAAACAUUCCGCAGAACCCAUAUAUUUAUUGCUGUCAUCCAAACAAGAUCUCAACGAAUGGUUAUACCAUUUGACUGUUGCUGUUAGUGGCGAACACUGCGCUGGAACUCCAUUCGAGCAUUUGGUUUCACGACUGAUGAAGGCUGAGGGCGAAUGUGCCGAAACACUGGACAAUCAUUCCUUAUGGAAGAAUCCGUUGCUUUUGUAUUCCAAAGAAAAUAUUUCAGAACCACUGACAACAUUGCCAACCGAUUAUCUAAAGACCGAAGCCAUCAAACUGUUUAAAUCAAUUCAGUUGUACACAUCUGUUCCAUUAAACUCUUCCGGUAUCGACUAUCACGUAUCACUUGUUCAGAAUUCUCUUCAGUUAUGUCUGACACACAGUGAACUACAGAGCGAACUAUUCUUUCAAUUAAUCAAACAAUCGUCAAAUCAUUUCUGUAAUAAGCUGUGCGGCAGUUCAGGAGUCCAUCAGUUUUUAUUAUGCGCCACACAGACUAUCUUCACAUGUGAUACAUCCGGUACAUGCAGUGAGAAGACAUCGCCGACAUCUAUCAAUGAAUCAGCCGGUCCUUUAUGCGGCAAUAUUCCCGACAAAAACAAUCCAUUGAAUGUUAUAUUUAUUCAAACAUUUCAGUUGCUUUCGAUCGCCAUUUCACUCUUCACACCUCAAAGCAGAGCUCUUUGGUUUCUGAAACAACAUUUGCGGCGAACAAGCGAUACCGCGACUGAUGUCGGAAAGUAUGCCAUUUAUUGUCGCCGAGCACUCGAUAGGACACUUAAGAACGGUCCGCGAGAGUUCGGUCCCUCGAGAAUGGAAGUUCUUUCAAUUCUAUUGAGGAAUCCCUACCAUCAUUCGCUUCCCCACUCGAUUCCAGUCAAUUUUGUUAACCGAUCAUAUCAUGUGGUUGGCUUCGAUGGUUCGACAACUAUCACCGAAUUUUGUGAUCUACUCAAUAGCGAAUUCGGCAUUCGUGAGAACAGUCUUUCGGGUUACGCUCUCUAUAGUGACGAUCCGCUCGAUAAAGAUGUUGAACACCUGUUGGACUGUAAAUCAAAGUUAGGGGACAUUAUCUCGCAAUGGGAACGAAUUCUUCGCGAGAAUCAUUUGGGACGUUUCGAAAACACAAAAGUUGUUAAAUUGCUUUAUAAACAACGAUUAUGUCUGAAAAGUUCCGUUAAGUCCGAAACCGAAAAGGAGAGACUUUUAUCUGUUUACCAAAUAAACAAUCGGAUAGUUUUCGGACGCUUUCCGGUAACUCAAGAAUUGGCUCUCGAAUUGUGUGCACUAUUGGCUCAGAUCGAGUUCGGCGACUUUGUGUCUGUUAGUCGACCGCAAAUAAUUCUACAACAAGUGAUCGACUGGUUUUUCCCAAUACAUUUCAAAGAAGUAAAUUUCAUGAAAACUUUGAUGGAAUCUAUUCGCGAUAAAUGGAUGGAACUGAAGAGCAGAUCAACUGUCGAUUGUAUACGAAUUUAUCUGAACUGUUCCCGAAAGUGGCCGUUUUGGGGAUCGACAUUAUUCGAGGCCGAAUUAGCGAAACCGGUUAAAUUAGUCGAUUCAUACAAUCCAUUGCCAGCAGUCAUGCAAAGUCAUACAAAACUAUGGAUUGCCGUAUCGGAUGACUCGAUGGCGCUCUUGGAUUUUGAAUCAUUUCAUUUGAUUACUCGUUAUUCGUACAAGAAUUUGAUGACAUUUGGCGGCUGUAGACAAGAUUUUAUGCUUGUCUUCACAUUGAAAGGUGCAUCGCUUGAAACAGAUUCCGGUUCGGGCACCGGCUCUGGUCACAGCUCACGAGCCGAUAGUCACCGAUCCGAACGAUUGUUGUUUAUGAUGAAUAAACAGAAGAUCGUAGAGAUAACACAUCUGAUAGCUGACUAUAUAAAUAGUGAUUCGUGUCUUAACGCUGUGUCCACUGUAGAGACACCGCACGAGACACUGGACUCAUCAUCAGCAGCGGACAAGUGUUGGACAGGGAGUACACUAUUCUCAAGAAUGCCUUCACUGAAAAUGAGUUCCGCUGUAUCUCAUACUAAACUUUAGCUAAUUUUAAGAAUAUUUUAAUUAUAAAGUAUAUAUACAUUUUA
This is a messenger RNA of Oppia nitens, 4819 nucleotides long. RefSeq names its product pleckstrin homology domain-containing family H member 2-like. Gene Ontology annotation, cellular component: cytoskeleton. The transcript is spliced from 3 exons. The record is from RefSeq and is a predicted model, not a curated record. NCBI's taxonomy places the organism in Eukaryota, Metazoa, Arthropoda, Arachnida, Sarcoptiformes, Oppiidae. The coding region runs from base 492 to 4775 and encodes 1427 amino acids.